AUGGCAUCUUCAAGUUCAACGGCCGAACCCGUUACAAAAGUGCAGUUGGAAGGUAAAGUCAUUGCUAUUACCGGUGCGAACAGAGGCAUCGGCCUCGGCAUAGCACACAGCUGCCUCACCAACGGCGCCUCCGCAGUCUACUCCCUCGACAUCGGCACCCCAGACACCGACUUCACCACGCUCGCCUCCAAAUACCCCAACCAACUCUUCGCACUAGAAGCCGACGUCACAAACGAAGCCUCGAUCCAGGCGGCCAUCGACAAGGUGCUUGCAGAAGCGGGGGCGCUACACGGCAUGGUAUGCAAUGCGGGGCGUACAAAGCACAAACCCGCACUGGAAUUUACAACGGAAGAGAUUGACCAGCUGUGGGGGGUGAAUUUGUAUGGGAGUUUUUACUCUGCGAGGUGUGCGGCGAGGGCAUUUAUUAAGCAGGAAGUUAAGGGGAGUAUUGUUUUCACGGCGAGUAUGGCGUCGUAUCGGCCGAAUAAGCGUGUUCCCUCGGCACCGUACGGUGCGUCCAAGGCGGGCAUCAGGAAUAUGACGCAUACGCUUGCUAUGGAGUGGGCGCAGUAUAACAUCAGAGUCAACUCUGUGUCGCCGGGUCUGGUCAAGACGGCGAUGACGUACUGGGUUGAGCAGCAGCCGGAUUGGGAGCAGCAGCUCAAGUACUAUGGUGGUAUGCCGCGGUUAGCGGCUGUGGAGGAACUUGGAGGCGCCUAUGUGUAUUUGCUCAGCGAUGCGGCGAGUUACACGACGAGUAUUGAUAUCCCGGUCAAUGGCGUUAUUGGUAUUUGUUAA
This is a messenger RNA of Bipolaris victoriae FI3, 798 nucleotides long. RefSeq lists its product as hypothetical. Gene Ontology annotation, cellular component: intracellular anatomical structure. Bases 1 to 798 code for a protein of 265 amino acids. The transcript is spliced from 3 exons. Gene Ontology annotation, molecular function: oxidoreductase activity, acting on NAD(P)H, oxygen as acceptor. The record is from RefSeq and is a predicted model, not a curated record. NCBI's taxonomy places the organism in Eukaryota, Fungi, Ascomycota, Dothideomycetes, Pleosporales, Pleosporaceae.